Messenger RNA from Choloepus didactylus (southern two-toed sloth), 609 nucleotides. Its product is annotated as proline-rich protein 2-like. Bases 70 to 540 code for a protein of 156 amino acids. The record is from RefSeq and is a predicted model, not a curated record. NCBI's taxonomy places the organism in Eukaryota, Metazoa, Chordata, Mammalia, Pilosa, Megalonychidae. The transcript has 5 exons.
AGCUGCUGCGUUGCACGGUUUUACACUCCCCCCAAACGGCUGCUCUUUCAAGCCACCAAGAGGGUUGAAAUGAAGCUGUCAGCAGGUGCCAUCUCUGCAGCCUCCAGGAGAGAACUGCCCUUGCGUUUCUGGCCUCUGAGGGGCCGCCCCUCCCCUCGUCGCAUCUCUGCCCUCCCUCUGGUUCCUGUGGCAUCACCGUCUCCCAUCCGAUGCCCCUGCCUCCCCCCGAUGGGGAAACGGAGGCCCCGAGCCGGAGGGACACGGCGGCCCCACGGCCCCACGCCGCGCGCCCCCUCCCGGCCGCCGCCACCGAGACGCCGAGUCCGCCGGCCGCCUAGAGCGCCCCGGAAGUGGCGGGCCGGCGGAGCGCAGAGCGGGCGGCACUUCCGGCCAGCGGCGGCGGCCCGGCCCGCGGGUUCCGACAGCACUGCGUGUGAGACAGCAACCGGGAGCACCAGAGAGCCUCCCGCAGCUGAGAUGAGAAAAGACCAGAAGCCGGUCCUGUUGCUGGAGCCUGGAAGACGGGGGAAACUGAGGUGAGAAGGCGCUGGCAGUGGUAGGAGAAACUGAAGAGGGAACUGCAGCCCGUGGGGCCCAGGAGCAGCGGGG